Dothidotthia symphoricarpi CBS 119687 is the source of this 2943-nucleotide messenger RNA. Its product is annotated as glycoside hydrolase family 31 protein. The transcript is spliced from 7 exons. Gene Ontology annotation, molecular function: carbohydrate binding; hydrolase activity, hydrolyzing O-glycosyl compounds. Gene Ontology annotation, biological process: carbohydrate metabolic process. The coding region runs from base 1 to 2943 and encodes 980 amino acids. The record is from RefSeq and is a predicted model, not a curated record. NCBI's taxonomy places the organism in Eukaryota, Fungi, Ascomycota, Dothideomycetes, Pleosporales, Dothidotthiaceae.
AUGUUUCUCCGCGCCGCAGCCCUGCUAUCCUCCCUCGCAGCGACGGCUGCGCAGACCCCCUCCCCCACGGCAAGUGGCUGGAGCACCACGCUGGCCGGCACACCCACAUCGUUCCGCUCCGUGUUUACGAUCCCCGCCUCAGCCGACGAGGGCGCGGAUCUACUCCCCAAUAUCAACGACCCUGCGGCUGUGGACGCGCAGGCCGUGUGUCCUGGGUACAAGGCGUCGCAGGUGCAGAGCGAUGAGCGGGGUGUGAGCGCUGUGUUGACGCUGGCGGGCGCGCCGUGCAGUGUUUAUGGGAAUGAUGUUGAGGUUUUGAAUCUGCGGGUUGAGUAUCAGAGUAAAGAUCGGUUGGCGGUGACGAUUGAGCCGGCGUUUCUUGAUGCGUCGAAUUCUUCGCAGUAUGUUUUGCCUGAGGAGCUUAUUCCGCGACCGGGGGCGGAGGAUGGGUAUGGAGAUUUGGAUUUGAAGUUUGAUUGGGCUGAUGAGCCGUCGUUCUGGUUCAGCGUCACGCGCGGAUCUACCGGCGAUGUCAUCUUCACAACCAAAGGCACGCAUCUCAUCUUCGAAGACCAGUUCAUCGAGUUUGUCAACACGCUCCCGGAAGACUACAACUUGUACGGUCUGGGAGAGCGUAUCCACGGCUUGAGGCUGAACAACAAUUUCACCGCGACUAUCUACGCUGCAGACGUGGGUGAUCCAAUCGACCGCAACUUGUACGGCAGCCAUCCGUUCUACCUCGAGACACGAUACGUGAACAAGUCCAGCAGCAGUAGUGAUGGUGGAUCCCCGUUCCAGUCGUACUCGCAUGGUGUGUAUCUGCGGAAUAUUCAUGGCAUGGAGGUCGUGCUUAAGCCUACCAACUUGACCUGGAGGUCGCUGGGUGGCUCGAUUGACAUGUUCUUCUUCGAUGGUCCGACACAGGCUGAAGUCACCAAGCAGUACCAGACGUCUGCCAUUGGUCUCCCGGCUAUGCAGUCGUACUGGGCGUUUGGUUAUCACCAGUGUCGUUGGGGAUACCACAAUUGGACUGAGCUACGAGGGAUUGUCGAGUCGAUGAAGGCGUUCGAUAUUCCAUUGGAGACGAUCUGGCUCGAUAUCGAUUACAUGGAUCAGUACCGCGACUUCACGCUCGACCCUGUCACAUUCUCUCCCUCUGCCGUUGCCGAUUUCUUCGGAUGGCUGCAUGGAAACAAUCAGCACUUCGUUCCGAUUGUGGAUUCAGCGAUCUACAUCCCGAAUCCCACCAAUGCCAGCGAUGCCUAUGAUACCUACAUGCGAGGAAACGAGUCUGGCGUCUUCAUGACGAACCCAGACGGUAGCCAGUACAUCGGUGCCGUGUGGCCCGGUUACACCGUCUUCCCCGACUGGAUGUCCACGAACGGCGUGUCGUGGUGGGUCAAGGAGAUGGUCGAAUGGCACAAGGAAGUUCCCUUCAGCGGCUUCUGGCUCGACAUGAGCGAAGUAUCCUCGUUCUGUGUGGGAUCCUGCGGAACCGGCAACGUCACGAUGAACCCCGUGCACCCACCUUUUGCCCUCCCAGGCGAAGUUGGAAACAUCAUCUUUGACUUCCCGGAAGGCUUCGGCGUCACUAAUGCUACGGAAGCGGCGUCGGCUUCUGCUGGUGCGUCGAGCCAGAACCCUCCACAGCCACCUGCUACAACAACUUCGACUACCUCCUACCUGCGAAGCGUGCCGACGCCUGGGCAGAGGAACGUCAACUACCCUCCAUAUGUUCUUGAUAACGUUCAGGGCGAUCUUGCCGUGCAUGCUGUUAGUCCCAACGCGACGCAUGAAAACGGAAUGCAAGAAUAUGAUGCGCAUAACAUCUUUGGGCACCAGAUCAUCAAUGCUACGUACCAAGGUCUUUUGUCUGUCUUCCCCGGCAAGCGUCCCUUCAUCAUCGGUCGAUCUACGUUUGCUGGGAGUGGCAAGUGGGCGGGACACUGGGGCGGAGACAACGCUUCGAAGUUCAUGUAUAUGAGGUUUUCCAUCCCCCAGGCGCUGUCCUUUUCGCUGUUCGGUAUCCCCAUGUUUGGAGUCGACACCUGCGGCUUCAACGGCAACAGUGAUGCAGAACUCUGCUCUCGCUGGAUGCAACUCUCCGCCUUCUUCCCCUUUUACCGCAACCACAACACGCUCUCCGCCAAUCCCCAGGAGCCCUUCCGCUGGGAGAGCGUAGCCUCUGCAUCCCGCACGGCAAUGCACAUCCGCUACUCUCUGCUGCCGUACAUGUACACGUUAUUCCAUUCAGCCCACACCACUGGCUCCACAGUCAUGCGCGCACUGUCGUGGGAGUUCCCCAACGAGCCCCAACUUGCCGGCGUCGACACGCAAUUCAUGCUCGGCCCCAGCAUCCUCGUGACCCCCGUCCUCGAGCCGCAAGUCUCCACCGUCAUGGGCGUCUUCCCCGGUAUCAUCGACGGCGAAUCAUGGUACGACUGGUACACCGGCGAGCGCGUCGAAGCAGCAGCUGGCGUCAAUACAUCGAUUCCCGCCCCGCUGGGCCACAUCCCCGUCUUCAUCCGCGGCGGCUCCGUCCUCCCUCUGCAGGAACCAGGCUACACGACCACGGACUCGCGUAAGAACCCAUGGGGGCUUAUCGUCGCGCUUUCCAGCAGUGGCGACGCGUACGGCUCGUUGUACGUCGACGACGGAGAGUCGCUCGAGCCUGAGGAUACACUGGAGAUUGUGUUCACGGCUAUGAAGGGGCAGUUGCAUGUUGAGCUUCAGGGUGGGUACAAGGAUACGAACGCGCUUGGGAAUGUCACCAUCAUGGGUGUGACGGGUAAUGUGGGCGCUGUUACGUUGAACGACUUGUCGGUUGAGAGCAGCAAGGUGGAUUACAGCCAGGAUACCGGUGUGUUGACGCUGUCGGGUCUGAAUGAUCUGACGAGCGGUGGAGCGUGGCAGGGAGCGUGGACGUUGACCUGGGCGGCGUAG